Lithohypha guttulata is the source of this 2085-nucleotide messenger RNA. RefSeq lists its product as uncharacterized. Lineage: Eukaryota; Fungi; Ascomycota; Eurotiomycetes; Chaetothyriales; Trichomeriaceae. Gene Ontology annotation, molecular function: FMN binding; flavin adenine dinucleotide binding; NADPH-hemoprotein reductase activity. Gene Ontology annotation, cellular component: cytosol. Bases 1 to 2085 code for a protein of 694 amino acids. The record is from RefSeq and is a predicted model, not a curated record. The transcript has a single exon.
AUGGACGAGCUCAUUCAACUCAAGCAAAUCGAUAUCGAUUCUCUUCCACAACUGCGCUCCCUCCUUGUGCACCUGAGUGUUCACGAUUACAUCGCAUCGAUACUGCUGCUGGUCGCGGCUGCCACAUAUCUGUCAUACGGAAAGUUAUGGGCAAAACCUGACCCCUACCUCUACAAGCUCUUCGAACGACCACAAGAGCAAUUUGGUCCAGUCACAAUCGAUGGACGUUCCAGGGAUAUUGCACGGCAACUUGUUGAGCAAAACAAAGAUGCUGUUAUCUUCUGGGGUUCACAAUCUGGUACAUCUGAAGGACUGGCACAUCGACUCGGGCGAGACUGUGCUGCUCGUUUCGGGCUCAACGUGCUUAUUGCCGAUCUAUCCGACUACGAACCUGCUACCAUUGCUCAGAUACCCAACACAAAGUUUGCCAUAUUCAUAGUGUCAACUUAUGGCGAAGGAGAUCCUAGCGACAAUACUUGCGAUUUUCUCUCAUGGCUACAGAACCAGCAAGACCCUCUUCAAGAUCUGAGAUAUGCAGCAUUCGGGCUCGGUAACAGCAAUUACGUCUACUACAACAAAGUCGUCAACGACGUAGUACGAUGUCUUGAAACCCUCGGUGCCAAACCCCUGCUACCUGUGGGCAUGGCAGACGAUGCAAGCAGUGGCACCGAGGAAGACUUCGCUUCAUGGAGGGACGACUUAUUUGCCAUGUUCCACAAGGUUCUAGGCCUGCAGGAACAAGCACCCCAAUACAUUCCGACCCUUCGAGUUACUGAAGGGGAAGAUGCGAAUGAUCCACUGCCUCUUCUGGGAGAACCGCGACCACUUAAGCUAUCAAAGAAAGCCCAGCGCGAUUACAGUGCUGUUAAUCAGCUGCCAUUGAAGGAGAUCAAGGUGGUAACGCGCUCUAAUACUAACACGCGAAGCUGUCUGCAUCUCGAAGUCGAUAUUCGGGCUCAUCCUCAGAUCAAGUACAAGACCGGCGACCACUUGGCUGUAUGGCCAACGAACGCUGCGGAGGAGGUACAACGCAUUAUUGCUGUUCUUGGACUGCAACAGAAGCAACAUAAAACCAUUGUUGUUGCAAGCACCGAUUCACAGGAAGACGUGAAGGUUCCACGAAUGUCUACGAUAUAUGCCCUCUUUCAGCAUCAUCUUGAAAUCAGCGCGCCAGUAUCUCGCGACACAGCCAUAGCCUUAAGCCGACUGGCUCCAACGGAGAUAACAAAGUCGUUUCUCCAAAGCCUCAGCAACAAGACCGCGUACUCAGCUUUCAUUGCGCGCAACCAUGUCACAUUCGCUCGUCUACUGGAGCAUUCUAUACUACAAGAUCCAACAGCUAGCUGGUCUCACCUGCCGUUGGCGUUCGUCAUCGAUUCUCUUCGCCCUGUGCAACCACGUUACUAUUCGAUCUCGAGCUCGUCCAUGACAUCUCCACGUCAAAUGGCUAUCACCGUGGCUGUAUCUCCCUCGGAACUUCCCAAAAAUCCUGCCGUCACCAUUUCUGGACUUACCACAUCCUAUCUCUCGACACUCGACAAGCACGCAGGAUCACGUCUAUGGAGUCACGUACGGCGAUCGACAUUUAAGCUACCAUUUCUUCACAAAACACCCAUUAUCCUUGUUGCGGCAGGCACUGGUAUUGCGCCUUUCAGAGGCUUCUUACAAGAGCGUGCACACAUGACUCAAAUCUCAAACCAGGAAAUAGGACAAAUUCUGCUCGUGUUCGGUUGUCGGAAGCCCGAUGAGGACUAUCUGUACAAAGAGGAGAUUGAAGCACUUCAAAGUGGCCCGCUCAAGGGUAGAUUAGAAGUGGUGACCGCAUUUUCGAGAGUGGUUGGUCAACCAAAGGUCUACGUUCAGGAUCGUCUAGCGGAACCCAAGCUCAAAGACCAGGUUGUCAAGCUGCUUUGUCACGAGGACGCCAGUCUGUACUUUUGUGGCAGCACGACGAUGGCUAAAACAGCUGGCAGAACACUAGUCGAUGCUGUACAGGAGUACCAGAAAGGAAGCGCGGCAGAUGGCAAGGCCUGGAUGGACGGCAUGAAGAGAAGCAGGAGAUGGCAAGAAGAUGUUUGGGGCUAA